Messenger RNA from Symbiodinium necroappetens, 831 nucleotides. Lineage: Eukaryota; Dinophyceae; Suessiales; Symbiodiniaceae. The record is from the annotation of a GenBank genome assembly.
GAGAUCACGGCUCAGCCGGGCGUCACCACGCAGAUGUACGCCGUCUCGCGCUUCACAGUAGCUGCCGGGCUACUGUCGCCCUGGAUCUCCCAAGCCUCUUCGCCGAAAGUGCUUGCUCGGGCUGUGGAGUGCGGGGCAUGGAUCGCCUUCGGCUACAUCGGCCAGGCCGUUGGGCUCAUGACCACCACGGCCUCGAAGUCCUGCUUCAUCUGCACGCUAAACGUGGUCUUCGUGUCGCUGAUUGUGGGCAUCACCAAGAAGAAGUUCGAUCCGCAGACGGUGAUGGCGGCUGCGCUUGCCGUCACCGGCGUCGGGUUUUUAGAGUUGGCGGGGUCGCAGCAGUUCGUCAUCGGCGAUCUGAUCUCCCUCGCCAUGCCCGUCGGAUUCGGCAUGGGAUACAUUCGGCUGGAGGAGAUCAUGGCUGAGAACCCCAAGGAUGCCCUGCCUGUGACUGCCGUGAAGUUGGGAGUCGUGGCAGUGGCCUCCUGGGCAUACUACGCGCUCACCACCGGUUCCCCAGACCUCGAGCCGGUCCUUGCCUCGUCUACGGCACUGACGGGCAUUUUGUAUACUGGGCUGGUCACCACUGGUUUGGCUCUGGUGGUGGAAUCUGUAGCCUUCCGUUUCAUCGAUGCCACUUCGGCGUCAGUGAUCUUCACCACGGAGCCCCUCUGGGCAGCAAUCUUCGCUGUUUGGCUGAUCAACGAGCCCUUCUCGGCAGUGGAUGCCAUCGGAGGCGCGUUGGUCAUCGGCGCGAACGUGAUCAAGGAGUUGCCAGAGGAGAGCCUCCCUUGGAACACGGCGACAAGAGCGGCGAAGACCGCCGACUGA